AUGUCCAACAGCAGCUCCUUCAACGAAUUCCUCCUCCUGGUGUUCACAGACACACGGGAGCUGCAGCUCUUGCACUUCUGGCUCUUCCUGGGCAUCUACCUGGCUGCCCUCCUGGGCAACGGCCUCAUCAUCACAGCCAUAGCCUGCGACCACCACCUCCACACCCCCAUGUACUUCUUCCUCCUCAACCUCUCCCUCCUCGACCUUGGCACCGUCUCUGUCAUUGUCCCCAAAUCCAUGGCCAAUUCCCUGUGGGACACCAGGGCCAUUUCCUACUCAGGAUGUGCUGCCCAGCUUUUCCUGCUUUUCUUCUUGUUCUCAGCAGAAUAUUUCCUUCUUACUACCAUGGCUUAUGACCGCUUCAUUGCCAUCUGCAGACCCCUGCACUACGGGACCCUCAUGGACAGCAGAGCUUGUGUCAAAAUGGCAGCAGCUGCCUGGGCCAGUGGUUUUCUCUAUGCUGUCCUGCACACUGCUAACACAUUUUCAAUACCACUCUGCCAAGGCAAUGUUGUGGAGCAGUUCUUCUGUGAAAUGGCCCAGAUCCUUAAGCUCUCUUGCUCAGGCUUCUACCUCAGGGAAGUUGGGUUUGUUGUGGUUAGUCUUUGUUUAGUCUUUGUGUGUUUUGCUUUCAUUGUGCUGUCCUACACGUGGAUCUUCACAGUUGUGCUGCAGAUCCCCUCAGAGCAGGGCCAGCACAAAGCCUUUUCCAUGUGCCUCCCUCACUUGGCUGUGGUCUCCCUGUUUAUCAGCACUCUCACAUUUGCCUACCUCAAGCCCCCUUCUAUCUCCUCCCCAUCCCUGGAUCUGGUGGUGGCUGUUCUGUACUCGGUGGUGCCUCCAACCCUGAACCCCCUCAUCUACAGCAUGAGGAACAAGGAGCUCAAGGAUGCACUGAGGAAACUGGUUCAAUGGGUAGAAGGUCAGCACCAGUAA
Messenger RNA from Dromaius novaehollandiae (emu), 936 nucleotides. Its product is annotated as olfactory receptor 14A16-like. Gene Ontology annotation, biological process: G protein-coupled receptor signaling pathway. NCBI's taxonomy places the organism in Eukaryota, Metazoa, Chordata, Aves, Casuariiformes, Dromaiidae. The transcript has a single exon. Gene Ontology annotation, molecular function: olfactory receptor activity; G protein-coupled receptor activity; odorant binding. The record is from RefSeq and is a predicted model, not a curated record. Gene Ontology annotation, cellular component: membrane. The coding region runs from base 1 to 936 and encodes 311 amino acids.